AUGGAUGCUACUGGAGCCACAAUGCGCCCUUAUCAGGAAUCGAUGGCUGCAAUGUGCUUCCGAAACAUACGGCUUACGGUAGUCGCCAAGUUCACGUUUAUUUGCUUGGUAUUGGUGUCACUAUUCGGAAUUGCGUUCAAAUACGACGCAGUGGUCGGCAUUCAGACCUACCGGCCGAUGAACAUUCAAGGCGUGGUGGUUGUGUUCCGAUCAUUGAAGACUGAAGAAUUCGCUAAAAGUAUAUCAGUACUAUUAAAUGUUACGCGAAACAAUAAUAAUUUUACUAACCAAUCGGUGGUUGAACAGCCAGACUACAAUAAAAGCAUCGAUUUAGCUGAUUCGCAAGCAAACGGUUAUAAAACAGUAAUGUUAAAAACCACUGAGUCGCAUCCAAAGAAAAAGCUUACAGAAGACGUGACAAAAGUUAAUCAAACGGACCGGAAUUUUCUUUACAUUGAUCCCCGAGUUACUCUGAUUAUGGCGGAAAUCUUGCGGAUAGGGUCCAAGCUUCCGGGAAACCUGACAAGUCUGCAGACACUCGCAUCGAGGGUGAAGGAGAGCCCAGAGUUUCCGGGGAUGCCGGACCCCUGCGUAGGCCCCGACCGGAUAACGGGUGUGGAGGACAUCCUCUGUAUGAAACCCCCAAGGUUCCUAGCGGAUUACAAGAACCCCUGCUGGCAAGAUGAUGCCGAAUUCCGCUGCCUCCCAUACUUCCACCUGAUAGGCGUAUGCAAGAGCGGAACGUCCGACUUAUUUAAUCGUUUGUUCAUGCACCCGGAUAUCAUUCCGAACAGGGGCAUUGGGAAUAAAGAAACCUGGUACUGGUCGUGGAGGCGACUUGACAUAUUGGAAAUAAACGGCACUUUCAACCAGGGAAUGACAUUGAAGGAUUUUACUAAUACGUUCGUGUCUUCCGGACUUCAAGCCACAGGUGCAAAAGGCAAACAUAACAAAAUUACUGGUCACGGUGAUCCCAUGGACUUCUGGGACCGCUUCCUAGAAAGAAACACGCCGCAGAACACACCCGGCGCCGACGAGCUACUCUGGACGACACCAUAUGCCGUCCGCCACGUCAACCCGAACAUCAAGCUACUACUCAUGCUGCGGGAUCCCGUCGAAAGGUUGUUCUCUCACUAUAUUCAUUUGGGCUACGGUACCUCGGCACAGUCUUUCCAUGAACACGUGGUGAUUUCCAUCGAACGAUGGAAUAACUGCACUAACUCGCAUACCAUUCGUCACUGCAUUUACGAUCAGCCCUUGAGCAAAAAUCUUCCGGCCCCGAUCUUCACGAGCUUCUACAUCGUGCACCUGUUGGAGUGGCUAAAGGUAUUUCCCCGGGAGCAGAUCUUGAUUUUCCGGAACGAGGAUUACACGGUGGACAUUAAGGGCACCCUCACGGAAAUCUUCCGCUUCUUAGACGUCGACGUUCCGAACGACAGCGUUGUCGCCAAUAUGACAAACAUGGCGCCCUUCUACGUGUCGGAAAGGCGGAAGUCGGCCGGGCAAAUACUUCCGGAAACAAAGCGCCUUCUGGUAGAGCUCUAUCGGCCUUACAAUGAGCAGCUCGCGGCGUUCCUUGGGGACACGAGAUACGCGUGGCACGACGCUUCGUUUGCCACCGUAUAGACUGUGAAAUAGUACAGUAUAAACUGUGAAACAGUACAUUCACUAUAGCUUACGGAAUGACAUUUUCCGUUGGAUAUUAUUCAUACGCCACGUGGGACGCAGCCAUCAUAGCUCAUGUGGUACUAUUUAUAUUGGGUAUUUUCCAUAUGCCGCUUGAGAUAACCCAUGAGAGACUGUCAUACAGUGUGAUACAAUCGGCAUAGCCCUCGGAAUACUACCCAUACACCGCGACGGAUACUGUCAGCAUAGCUCGAAUCCCGAGUGGGAUAUAGUCGACAAGGCUCGAUGUCUGCUUAUCAUACGCCGCUUAGAACACGUUCUGCUUAGCACGUGGGGGACAAUCCUUACACUGAGCGGGAUUCACUUGGUAUAGCUCUUGUUAUGGUAUCCACAUGCCACAAGGGAUACAGUCGGUAUGAUACAUGGGAAACUAGUCAUAUAACGCGUGGAAACUAGUCGAAAUAGUCGUAUGAUACUAUGCUUAAAUCUAGUGGAAAACGGUUUAUAUCACUCGACAGAUUUCAUCAGUGAUGCCUAUGAAAUUGUUAUUGGAAAAUUAUAUAAAACAAACUACCUUGUUAACAAAGAAAAACCUUUGUUGUUCUAGUGCUGACCUACUUAACAUCGAUCAGAAAAAUAA
This is a messenger RNA of Dreissena polymorpha, 2266 nucleotides long. RefSeq names its product carbohydrate sulfotransferase 15-like. Lineage: Eukaryota; Metazoa; Mollusca; Bivalvia; Myida; Dreissenidae. The transcript has 7 exons. Bases 1 to 1626 code for a protein of 541 amino acids. The record is from RefSeq and is a predicted model, not a curated record. Gene Ontology annotation, biological process: hexose biosynthetic process. Gene Ontology annotation, molecular function: N-acetylgalactosamine 4-sulfate 6-O-sulfotransferase activity.